GUCGGGAAUUAUUUUUUCUGGCGCGAAUAAAAAUAUUCAAAUAAAAGGUUCGUUUAACUGACAGGAAAUGUUCAAGAACGCGGAAUGAAUUCAAAUUUACUCGAGCACCAAUACAAGAACUAAUUAAGAAUUCAAAAUAAAUUCAAAUUUAGUCGAGCGUCAAUAUAAACCUCACCCUCUUGCCAAAUCAACACUCGUAUUUAAUUGAACUUCAAUAUAAACUCUAAUCAAGAACACCAACACAAACACUAAUUAAGAACUCGGAAUGCAAUUCAAAUUUAGUCCAACGGCAAUACGACCAUACUCAAACUCGGAAAUGACCUCAUUUCACUGCCACCAGCAACUUCACUCUUCUGGCAAAACCCUACCUCUCUUACCAAAUCAACGCUCGUAUUUAGUCAAACUCCAAUAUAAACACUAAUCAAGAAUGAAUUCAAAUUUAGUCGAAUGUCAAUACGAACACUACUCAAACUCGGAAAUGAGCUCAUUUCACUGCCACCAGCAACUUCACUCUUCCUGCAAAAACCCCACCUCUCUUACCAAAUCAACGCUCGUAUUUAGUCGAACUCCAAUAUAAACACUAAUCAACAACUCAUAAUGAAUUCAAAUUUAGUCGAACGGCAAUACGAACACCACUCAAGAACUCGGAAUGAGUUCAUUUCACUGCCACCAUUAAUCGAACUUCAAUAUAAACACUAAUCAAGAACACUGAACACCAACACAAUCACUAAUCAAGAACUCGGAAUGCAAUUCAAAUUUAGUCGAACGGCAAUACGAACACUACCCCAAAUUCGGAAAUGAGCUCAUUUCACUGCUACCACCACCUUCACUCUUCCUGCAAAAACCCACCUCUCUUACCAAAUCAACGCUCGCAUUUAGUCGAGCUCCAAUAUAAACACUAAUCAAGAACGAAUGAAUUCAAAUUUAGUCGAACGGCAAUACGAACACUACUCAAACUCGGAAUGACCUCAUUUCACGGCCACCAACUUCUUCUUUCUUCCUGCAAAAGCCUCACCUCUCUUACUCAAAUCCAUGCUCGUAUAAUCACUUCAGGCUAUAAUUUCAACAUUCCCAUCACAACCCACCUCAUAAAUCUUUACUCUUCCUUCAAAAAAUCCAAUUUUUCUCGCACCCUUUUCGAUUUAACACCAAACCCACCUCUAAUUCUAUGGAAUUCAAUGAUCAGAGCUUAUAUAAGAGCAAGUCAGCAUCAAGAAUCACUGAAAAUGUACAGUUUAAUGUCCGAAAAAGAGCGUAUUGAGCCGGAUAAGUAUACGUUUACAUUCGUGCUGAAAGCUUGUACAGGGUUAUCUAAUUUUGAAAAGGGUGUAAAGAUUCAUGAAGAUGUAGUGAAAAGGAAUCUUGAAAAUGAUGUCUUUAUUGGGACUGGACUUAUUGAUAUGUAUAGUAAAAUGGGUGAUUUGGUGAGUGCUUGGAAGGUGUUUGAUAAAAUGCCUGAGAGGGAUGUUGUUGUUUGGAAUGCAAUGAUUUAUGGGGUUGCACAGAGUGGAGAGGCGGUUAAGGCAGUUGAACUUUUUAAGAAAAUGCAAAUUGUUUGUGAAAUUAGUCCUAGUUCGGUUACGUUGUUGAAUUUGCUUCCUGCAGUUUGUAAAUUAAGGGAUGUGAGGGUGUGUAGGUGUAUUCAUGGUUAUGUGUAUAGGAGAGUGUUUCCGGUUUCGGUUUAUAAUGCGUUGAUUGAUGCGUACGCGAAAUGUGGUUAUGACAAUGUUGCUCGACGAGUUUUUGAUGAGUUAAGGGGGAAAGAUGAUGUUUCAUGGGGUACAAUGAUGGCAGGUUAUGCAUAUAAUGGGAAGUUUUACGAGGUUUUGGAAUUGUUUGAUUGGAUGAAGAGUUUGGGCUUGACAAUGAGUAAAGUAUCGGCUGUAAGUGCAUUGCUUGGUACUGGUGAAGCGGGUGAUUUAGAGAGAGGGAUAGAAAUUCAUGAACUUACGAUUGAAGAAAUGAUUGAUUCUGACGUUAUUAUUGCUACUUCUUUGAUGACAAUGUACGCAAAGUGUGGAGCGGUAGACAAAGCUAGAGAUCUGUUUUGGGGAAUUAAUGGAAGAGAUUUGGUUGCUUGGUCUGCAGCGAUAGCUGCUUUCGCACAAUCAGGAUGUCCUCAAGAGGCGCUUUCUCUGUUUCGAGAUAUGCAGAAUGAGUACUCACAGCCAAAUAGCAUUACUUUAGUCAGCGUAAUCCCAGCCUGCGCAGAGCUAAGGGCAGUGAGAUUAGGAAAGAGUGUCCAUUGUCAUGCCAUCAAAGCCGGUAUGGAUUCUGAUAUUUCAACGGGAACUGCAUUGGUUUCCAUGUAUGCUAAGUGCAACCUGUUUAGUUCUGCACUUAAUCUGUUCAAUAAGAUGCCACUGAUUGAGGUAGUGACAUGGAAUGCUCUGAUAAAUAGGUAUGCCCAGAUAGGUGACUGUUAUAACGCAUUAAAAAUGUUUUGCCGAUUAAUAUUAGCUGGAUUUUGCCCAGAUCCAGGAACAAUGGUUGGUGUGCUUCCAGCUUGUGCUUCCCUGGAUGAUGUACGCUUGGGAAUGUGCCUUCAUUGUCAAAUUAUCAGAUACGGGUUUGAGUCAGACUGUCAUGUGAUGAAUGCUCUAAUUGACAUGUAUGCCAAAUGUGGAAGUUUAUCAUCGGCUGAGUUCAUGUUCAACAAAACCGAGUUCUCUAAGGAUGAGGUGUCCUGGAACACAAUGAUCGCAGGAUACAUGCAUAACGGACUUGCCAAGGAAGCCCUUUCUGCAUUCCAUUCCAUGAAAUUUGGAUCGUUUCAGCCCAAUGUCGUCACAAUAGCGAGCAUCCUGCCUGCCGUGUCACAUUUGACGUACUUGAGAGAGGGCAUGACUAUACAUGCCUAUAUAAUCAAGAGUGGCUUUCAGUCCCAUAAGCAUGUUGCCAACAGUCUUAUCGAUAUGUAUGCCAAAUGUGGUCAACUUGACCUUUCGGAGCGUGUAUUUGAGGAGAUGGAGAACACUGACAGCGUUUCUUGGAAUGCUUUACUUACAGCGUAUUCUAUGCAUGGGGAAGGUGAUCAUGCUCUUUCAGUCUUCUCUCUAAUGGAGAAGAGAGACGUCGAGGUUGAUUCUAUAUCCUUCCUUAGUGUCUUGUCUGCAUGCAGACAUGAAGGCUUGGUUGAAGAAGGAAGGAAAAUUUUCCACCGCAUGCGCGACAAAUAUCACAUCGAACCUAAUGUGGAACACUAUGCCUGUCUGGUAGACUUGUUAGGACGUGCUGGCUUGUUUAGUGAAAUUAUGGAUCUACUUAAGACGAUGCCUAUGGAACCAGAUGGUGGAGUUUGGGGAGCGUUGCUGGAUGCAUCGAGAAUGCAUUCUAAUAUCGAGAUAGCAGAGGUUGCCUUGAAGCAUCUUGUCAAAAUCGAGCAAGGAAAUCCAGCUCAUUAUGUGGUAUUGUCAAGUUUAUAUUCUCAAUCUGGUAGGUGGAAUGAUGCCGUUCAUACUAGAGUAAAGAUGAACGACAUUGGAUUGAGAAAGAAUCCAGGAUAUAGUCGGGUUGAGGUGAAGUAGCCAAUUACGCGACAUGAUUUUGUAUAGGUGCGUGCAAUAGAGAUAGCCAUCGGUGAAGAAUCUAUGGGACACUGGGCUAACAAGUCACCGUGUAGCAGUUACACAACGAUGGUCUGCAGGAAAAAACUUAUGAAUCUCGCGGACAAGGUUCUUAUUGAGCAAGGUCGUAAAGAAGUAAUGUUAUGACCACGCCCAGCUGAUUGGCCCUCGACAACUAAUACAGUCCGCAGCUAAUGUCAUUAUUCCUUCAGAAGCUGAAAAUGUGAGGCGGAGCAAGGAGAUGCAGACCAACAACUUUUUGGUUUUCCACAUUAGGGUCAAAGCGUUUCCUAACAAAGGUAACUCCAUAUCUGAACUUGAACUCGAGACCUCUGAUUUAAGAACGAAGGAAUAGUUUUUAUUCCACUACUACUCUUGUCUUUUAUCUCCCUCCCUAACAAUGUAUAGUUUGGGUUCGUUUAUAUCAAUUGAGUCUCUUCUUAUCGA
Messenger RNA from Capsicum annuum, 4013 nucleotides. RefSeq names its product pentatricopeptide repeat-containing protein At2g39620. The transcript has a single exon. Gene Ontology annotation, biological process: RNA modification. NCBI's taxonomy places the organism in Eukaryota, Viridiplantae, Streptophyta, Magnoliopsida, Solanales, Solanaceae. The record is from RefSeq and is a predicted model, not a curated record. Gene Ontology annotation, molecular function: RNA binding; protein binding. The coding region runs from base 963 to 3527 and encodes 854 amino acids.